GUGAAACCAAACGGGUGGCAAAUGGGUGACUUUGUCUAAGCUGCUAGAUAAUCGCUCCUUCUUCUCGAGUCUCGGGAGGGAUAAUGGUUGGUCACCAAGACCAUACAUUCACAAAACAAAUGGGUUUAUUUUUAUGAUAAAAAAUUUGGACCUAACUCCUCUUCACUUGAUUUCAUUUCAGACCUAACUCCUCUUCCUCCGAUCUCUCUCACUAAAAAUUCCUUCUUCUUCUCUGUAGAUUCUACGUUCUUCAGUAAUGGCUAAUUUCUCUCAGGUAACAAUAUCACAAUCUUCUCUCAGAUAUCUCGGUUUUAAUUUUUUUUUUUAACUGUGCUUAUGAAUCUGUGUUGGUUUGUUUGAUGAAGAACAUUAGUACUGUUAGAUUCAGAAGGAAAUCGAGUAGCUAUGAAUUAUUCGGAUGAAUGGCCAGAUCUGGAGUAAUUUUGUACACUUGCCAAACACUCCCUUAGAGAAGAGCGUAACAGUUCUCCCCCUAGUCAAUCUAGUUCUCCCCUUAGUAGGCGUUAGGUUCUUUACUCACGUGCACAGUGUUUUCGAUGUAGAGUGAUCCAAUGGUCAUAAAUCGAGUCCAUUUCAAGAUUUUCUGAAUCUGUAUAAAAUAAAAUAUAGAGACAGAAGAACCCAAUUUCAUUAGUUCGAAUUUACAAACCGUUGCAAAAACAAAAAACCCACACGAUUGAAGAAAAGUAAAAGAUGCAGUUGAUUAAUGCAAUUCUACAAGCAACUCUCAAUUUCAUGUAUUUCCCUUCUUCUUCUUGCCAUAGAAGAAGAAUUCAAGCACAUAACCCACAUGUUCUUGUGUCUUGUCCUGCUACACUGGGAUUCAAUCCCAAGUCCAUGCACCAUCUUCCCUGCCUUGCUGUAAAACAUUCUUCUUUUGGACAUGUUCUUGCUACUCCUGCAACAAGGGGAUUCAAUCCAAAGUCCAUGCACCAUCUUCCCUGCCCUGCUGUAAAACAUUCUUCUUUUGGACAUGUUCUUGCUACUCCUGCAACAAGGAAAAUUAAUGCAGUACCAUCUGCACUGCCUAGACACAUAGAGUUCUCGUCUGAUAAUGAAGAAGAGCCAAUGAAUCAAGAGCAGUCGAACAAAGUGAGUGAUGGUGAGGUUAAGAAAAUGGAAUUCGUGGUUAGAGAAGCCACAGUGGAAGAGUUUGAGGCAUCAGCAUGUCUGAAAGCAGGAGGACUUUAUCACUACGAUGAAGGCGACCGCUAUGUAGACAUUUACAAACUGAAAAAUUUCGAGCAGGAAUAUGAUUCACUAUGGACGGGAUAUAUGAUGCGGGCUUUAGAACCAUUCAUGUGCAUUAUUGCUGUAAGAAACGAAGGAGAGCAUGUGCCUAAUGACGCGCUUAAAAAUGUCAUUGGAACUCUGGAUUUUCGUGUCAAGUACCUGUUACAGGGGGAGACUUAUCCUGAGGAACUUGUGAAGCCUAUGAAUCUCUUUAGCUCCAAAAAAAGAGGAUCAGAGAAAUAUGACAUAAUCUCGAAUGUAACUGUUGCUGGAAGUGCAUGUCAACAAGGAGUUGGAAGCAGCAUGCUGAAGUUUGCAAUUGAAACUGCAAAAGAAGACGGUAAGACUCACAGGUUAGUCGGGAUAACAAAUCAGCACUGGCACUAUAUGAAAAAAUGGGAUUUAAGGUAAUAAUACUUUCACUUAUCUGUUUUUCAUUCAAUUUCAUCUAAAUGACACAUCUGAUGGUUACUACUGAUUGCUAACAAUCUGGUCCUGACAAGUAAAGUUAACCUAUGCAUGUGCAGCAUAAAUCUGUAGUUAGAUUUAACUCAUUCUUUAGAAGUAACAAAGGUUUUGUCUUAUGAGAUUUUGUAAAGUCCUGACGAUAGUACUUGGUGAGAGGUAGCAUAAGAAAAACAAUAUGUACGCUAUUAUUUAUUGUAAAGUUCAUAUAAACAAGUGUGACUAAGAUUCAAAUAAAGGAAAGCUUUGAGAUUGUUAGUUGUUACUUGACAUGCACUCGAUUCUGCAUUUUAUGUCAUUAUCUGUUGUUUGAGAUAUAUACAUGGAAAUUAAAUUUUAGAGCAAACUAAACCGAUAUGAGCUGUUUGAGUUUUCCAUAUUCUAAUCCACCUGAUAUUCUGAUGCGAUAAUUCAAAAGUAGUAGUAUUCCUGCUCCUGCACGCUGCACCUACUGUAGUUUUUGGUGAAUAACUGACCACCCUAUGGCUACAAUGGGCCAGGCCGGUGUUUUUAAAUCCCAAAUAAAAUAAAACAAUUAGGUACAAAUAAGUAGGGGUGUGCGACGGACAUCUGCGAAUUAGGGGUCACCCGCGUCCAAUCCGUCAAAGUUGCGGAUUUGGAAAAUCCAACCAUAUCCGGCCCAAUAAUCCGCGGAUUUCACAUCCGCGGAUCAGCAGGUGAUACGGACCGGAUGUGGAUUAACCGCGGAUUUAGUCAGAAAAUAAAAGAUGUCAUUGGGUUAUAAAAUUUAGCCCAUCAGUCCUGUUGGUAUUGGAAAUGAGAUCUGGACCCAUUAGCUUCACCUUAGGCACAUUGAGCUUUAAGCAAAGCAAAAAUGUGUUGCUUUCUUCCAAAAUCUAGAUAGAGAUAACAUCUAUCUCCUUUAAAAUCCUAAGCUCAUUAGGCUUCACGUUAAACGGUGACCGUCACCCACUCAUAGAAUUGAUCCAUUUCACUUUUCCUCAAAUGAGAGAAAAAUAAGGAUUUUCCCCACAAAAUAAAGAAAUUUUUUAAUUAGAAAACAAUCUUCCCGGAAAGAAAAUCUUAAGAGAAUUUUUUUUUUUUUCUUUUUUCUCAUAACCCUAAUAUUGUUUCCCACCGCCCACGACUCUCUUCUCCACCACCUUCCUUCUCUUCCAGAAGUUUAACAGAAGAUCGAUUUGAUUAAUUUGAUCAACUGGGGUUUUUUAUGUGUAGGUAAUAAGUUUCUCUGUUUUCCUAUUUUUCAUAAAAAAAUCUCUGGGAAAAAUCUCACAUCUUCUUCUUCUUCCAUUAUUUGGCAAUCCCACAUAUAUCCAGUAUCAUCAACAACAUCAGAUGAGUUACUUAAUUGGAGAUGCCUGAAAAUUGUGGAUGUUUUUGUUCCAUGUAGUCAAUUUAUACUUUCAAGAUCUAGGUGAUGUUUUUGUUCUUAUCAUAACUGUCGAACUCUAUGUUUAUUUGUAGGAUUGCUAUGUACAAAGCACUCUACACAUUUGGAAGUUAUAUGUAUGAUGUCAUGGCUGCAGUUGACCAGUUAAUUUGGUCGAAAAAAUUCGGCAAUUUGAUUUAUCUUAGCUAUGAUUUACAAAACUAAUUGAUGAUUAUGAAAAAGAUUUAUGUUUCUGAACAAUAACUUCCUCUUUGCAUGUUAGUAAAGUAUGUACUUAUAUUUGCUACUCGGAAUUAAUUUAUUGAGCCUCCAAUAAUUUUCAAAUUUUAUCAAUCACAAUAAGCUAUCCAACAGUUCUACCCAAAUCACUGUUCAUCCUGAAUUCAUAGGUUGUCUAUCAUUAUGAUUGUUGGCGGUUUUGAAAAAGCUUCCAAGGUAACUAGUAUUGUUCAUAUGCAUGUGAAGUAUGGAUAUUACCUGUUACAGAUACUUGAUUAGUAAUCCAUAUUCAUACAAAGUUUGUUUUUCGUCAAUAAUGAAACUAUAUUCUUUCCUUUUUUCAUUCCAUAUUACUACUGAUUGUUUCUAUUACUGUUAUAUCCUUAUAACCCUUCUUUAAUCUCAAAACCAUGUUCGCGUCUUCUUACAUAAUUCUAUGUAUUAGUUUUAUCUGUGGUUUCAGGUGAUAAAAUCUGUUACGAGUUGGAAUUCAAUUGGAAUCGAAUAUUUCUACAAUGGCCAAAAGCCUUUGCCUGCACCUUUCUUAGAAAUUGCAAAGCAGUCUCCAUGGGUUGGUACAAAGGUUGUGUAGACCCAGUUAGUAAUUUCAGUACAAUGGUAGUAUUAUGAGUUAUAUAUUCAACUGGAACAUGGUAUGAGUACACCAACCGGUACAUGGGUCAAUCUUAUAAUGGUUGGAAUGGUUUGCGUGAACUGUUUCAAGGGCGCCUUGAUGAUGAAACCAUUAGGAGUGUUAAAUAAUGCAAUGCUGGCGAAGACUGUACUGAGAGAGGUCUUCAAACACGGUACUGAGGAGGCGUUGCUUCUUCUUUCUGCCUGUAACGUGAUUACUUUGUAAAUUUUAUGCAUAAUACUGUAACAUUCGUGGCAACUAUUUAAUUUUUUCACUGUUUAAUUCGGGGUAUGGAAUGUUUUAAUUGUCUAUGUAAUAUAUUUGAUUGGUAGCAAAUUUAUUAGCUCAUGUUUGUUGUAUGGAUACAGUUUAUAUGUUUAAUAGAUUGGUGAUUUUUUAUUCUU
Messenger RNA from Papaver somniferum (opium poppy), 4348 nucleotides. RefSeq lists its product as uncharacterized. The transcript is spliced from 12 exons. The record is from RefSeq and is a predicted model, not a curated record. Bases 715 to 1665 code for a protein of 316 amino acids. Lineage: Eukaryota; Viridiplantae; Streptophyta; Magnoliopsida; Ranunculales; Papaveraceae.